GAUGAGGAAGUGUCAAGGGAGUCCUCUGAACUGGAGCAGCAGCGAGAAGGGUUACUAAGAGAGCUAGAGGAGGCCGAGCAAGAGGGUAGGAAGAUCAAGAGCCGACUAGAUGCUCGGAUAGGAGAGUUAAUACCAUCAACGGAUGAGGACACCUGA
Messenger RNA from Perkinsus marinus ATCC 50983, 156 nucleotides. RefSeq lists its product as hypothetical. The annotation marks the transcript as partial. Lineage: Eukaryota; Perkinsozoa; Perkinsida; Perkinsidae. The transcript has a single exon. The record is from RefSeq and is a predicted model, not a curated record.